Heterocephalus glaber (naked mole-rat) is the source of this 3224-nucleotide messenger RNA. RefSeq names its product CUE domain containing 1 (gene Cuedc1). Gene Ontology annotation, molecular function: ubiquitin binding. Lineage: Eukaryota; Metazoa; Chordata; Mammalia; Rodentia; Bathyergidae. The record is from RefSeq and is a predicted model, not a curated record.
UUGAGCCCCAGCCAUCUGCUGAACAGACUGUGGACAGCUUCUGACAUUCCAAGCCCCUCCUCUUGCGGCCCUGGGGUGGUGAGGACUGGUUCCCACACAUUCCCUCUCGGUUCCCUGCACCUGCCGGGACCCCCACCACCUGAGGCACCUCACUGCACACCUGCUGCCCAGCCUCCUCCGCUCUACCGGCCCGGUGUCCUUGCUGUUGAAUGGCCUCCCGGCACCCAGUUCACCUGUUUCAAAACUGCCUUGUGGCGCUCUCAGUGGAUGUCUUAGAAGCUGGUCCUGUCCCCACACAGCUGUCUUCUGCCUGGCAGUUAUCCCCAGGGUCCCUCCUCCUCCUCCACUGCCUCAGAAAAGUGCGACCAUCCAGGAGCCGGCUGCAGGAUGCCCCGGUGGUGUGGAUGAGCUGCAUCCAGCCAAGCCGGCCCAGGCUCGCAUGCCGCCGCCUGGGGCUCCGCGCCAGCGCCCCUAGUCUCCUGACCCGGAGCCUCCAGCCGCCCAUUCCCUCCUGGCCGCCCCGGGGUGCGGAGGAGGAGGCCCAGGGGUGAGCUCCCCGUGCCCGCGGAGCGAGCAAGCAACCAAGCAGGCAGCCGACGGCGGAAGGACCGGGAACAAGGAGCUUCGCGGCCGCCCGAUUGGAAACAUUUUCCCCAAGCGGCUGCACAAAAUGACCAGCCUGUUCCGCAGGAGCAGCGGGGGCGGCGGAGCCGGGGCGCGCGGGGCCGGGGCGGGGAGCGGGGGUGGCGCCGCGGGCCCGCAGGAGCUCAACAACAGCCGGCCGGCCCGCCAGGUGCGCCGCCUGGAGUUCAACCAGGCCAUGGACGACUUCAAGACCAUGUUCCCCAACAUGGACUACGACAUCAUCGAGUGCGUGCUGCGCGCCAACAGCGGCGCGGUGGACGCCACAAUCGACCAGCUGCUGCAGAUGAACCUGGAGGGGGGCGGUGGCAGCGCCGAGGAGGACAGCUCCGACUCGGAAGAUAGCAUCCCCCCGGAGAUCUUGGAAAGGACUUUGGAACCCGAUAGCUCCGAUGAAGAGCCCCCGCCUGUGUACUCCCCGCCAGCCUACCAUAUGCACAUGUUCGACAGGCCUUACCCUCCGACGCCACCGCCCCGGACUGAUGUGCUGGGCUCUGGGCCCUCUGCAAGCCAGAGGCACUAUCGGAACUGGAACCCACCCCUACUGGGCAACCUCCCUGACGACUUUCUCCGAAUCCUGCCCCAGCAGCUGGACAGCAUACAGGGUAACUCCCGGUGUGCCAAGUCUGUGAGCAGAGAGGGAGGCCUGCCUCCCACAGCUGGAGACCAGGACAGCCGCUGGAAGCAGUACCUGGAAGAUGAGAGGAUCGCACUCUUCCUGCAGAAUGAGGAGUUCAUGAAGGAGCUGCAGCGAAACCGAGACUUCCUCCUUGCCUUGGAGAGAGAUCGAUUGAAAUAUGAGUCCCAGAAAUCCAAAUCCAGCAAUGUGGCUGUGGGAGACGACUUUGGCUUUCCCUCUUCUGUCCCAGGAAACAGUGAUGCCAACCCUGCUGUGUCUGAAGAUGCCUUAUUCCGGGACAAGUUGAAACACAUGGGAAAAUCCACCCGGAGGAAGCUGUUUGAGCUGGCCCGGGCCUUCUCUGAGAAGACCAAAAUGAGGAAGUCCAGGAGAAAGCACUUGCCCAAGCAUCAGUCGCUGGGGCCCGCCGCAUCCACGGCCAAUCUCCUGGACGACGUGGACGGCCACGCUUGUGAUGAGGAAACUGAGACCCAAAGAAGAGGAAAGAACUUGUCCAAGGCCCGAGAGUCAGAUGAAGACUUCCGGGGAAGGCGGCAGGAGACACCCAAGAUGGAGGAAGCCCUCAGAGAAGGACAGUAAGAGGUGCCAGCUUCUCCACCUCGCCAGGGAUGCUCUGACCCGACCCGGUGGGGCAGCCGAGGGCAAGGCGGCACCCUGCUAAAGGCCCAAAUGCAGCCGGACUUGAUUUGGAGGCCGGGUAGUUCUCCUGCCAUGGUCCAGCCCAGCCACUGCCACCUUCUGCCGGCCUUACAACUUCGGAGUCACCAUCCGUGAUCGGAGGAGGGGGCUCGGGACCCCUCGAGACAGCAGCUGGUCACAGCCCCUUUUGCAGCCAGGCUUUUCUACAGCAAUGAGUGGAAUCACCAGGAAUCACAGGAACCACCCCUGCCCUACUUAAAGUGCAGAGGUGGGAGUUGGGAAAGAGCAGGAUCACUCUAACGAGGCUCUGAGGCUCUUUGGCCUGGAGGCGAGCUCCCGCCUUCCUCCCUCCCCCUCUCUCCAGCCAGGCCUCAGACUCUGCCCAGCCUCCUACCCCUGGCCCCGGCUCUCUGGGCACUUCGUCCCCUUUCUUAGGCCACCUGCAUCUCAGCCUUUCCCCGGGCUGCAGAGCCGCUUAGAGCCGCGGGUGGGCGUGCCCAGAGGUGGCCCUCAGCAUUCCCCCUUCUCCCAACAGGGUCGGAGGGUGGCCUCCGAGCCGAGGCGGCGUCUGUCCUGCAAGGGUGGGCCUCGGGGGACUCAAGAGUGACGCCCUGGAGAAGGUGCAGGGCCGGGUGGGCGCGCCUGCCCAAAGCCAGAAAGUGGUGGGAGGAGGGAAACUGACUCCGCGACGCUUAACCGGCCACGACCACUGCCAAGGGGAGGGAGACGCCACUCUCCCUGGACCCGGGAGCGCGCAGCCAGCCCAGCCGGGUCCAGCUUCCCUGCGCGGGGUUGCGGGGUUGCGGGGUUGCGGGGCUGGGAGUGGAUCCACAGUAUUUGUGGGGCCCGGUGGCUGCGAGGUAAUGGGGCGUGGUGAGGGGAGCCAGUUCGCGCCUCGCUCCUCGUCCCCCUCCCCUCUUCUGCGACCCCUGGCGGCCGAGAGUCCUCAAGCCCGGCAGCGUGACCAAGUUUGGACGCGCGGUGCUGGGGACUCCGGUCGCGGUCACGGUCUUGGUCGCGGUCCCGGCCUUGGCGGGUCCCUGGCCAGGCCCGGGCCGCUGAAGGGAGGGGGAACCCUCAGCCGCCCACUGAAGCUCCAGACGGCUGGACCCCGAGGGGCAGAAGAGGAGCUCUGGGCGUGACCCCGACUCCUCCCUUGCCAGCCCCUGGACCAGUCGCAGCGGGGGAAGCCCCAGCCCCAAGUCUCUGUGUGUUGCUUUAUUAUUUUUUCUCCUAUGUGUGGGUUUUUUCUUGGAGCUGUUUCAUAGGAAUUCCCGUAAUAAAGACUUGGUGUUCUCUUGGU